Molecule: messenger RNA, 663 nt
Organism: Uloborus diversus
Lineage: Eukaryota; Metazoa; Arthropoda; Arachnida; Araneae; Uloboridae
Gene: BORCS7
Product: BLOC-1-related complex subunit 7-like
Exons: 5
Coding region: 143-463 (106 amino acids)
Cellular component (GO): BORC complex
Source: RefSeq, a predicted model, not a curated record
GAAUAGGAACCAUCAAGUAAACAAAACAUUCGAGCAGACCAACGCUGAGCAGACCACCGACCAUUAAUUUUUCUGUUUUCAUUUUAAAAACAUAAGGGUGAAUUCUUCCUCGCUUUUUAUGACUCACGAAUCAUUUUAAAAAAUGAGUGCUCCGACAUCUGCUUCUAGUGCACGAAACUUGUUUACUGAAUCAAAAGCACGUUUAUCAGAUAGAAUUCAAGUCAAUGUAAACAGCACAGGUUCUUUAGCAAAGCAAAUAGUUCGUGGUUCCAAAUCUAAUGAGAUUCUUAUGCAUACUGCCCGAAAUUUCGCACUUCAGGAAUAUGCUGUUGAUAAUUCUGAAACAAAUUUGAAAAGAAUGCAGCUGCUGACAAGCCAUUUAAAUUUGCUGUUGGAUAAUAUUCAGAAAAGUGUGAUGCAUAUUCAAGAAGUUAAAGAGCAAUUGCAUCAGAUUUUGUCUUGAUACUACCUGUUCUGUUAAUGCUAACUUUUUUCUUAUAUUCCUGAUUGUUUUUAAUUGAAUUUAUUGGUAAAAUUCAUCAUUUUGAAUGAGUUAUUUUGAUUUUUUGUCUUACUUAUGUAAUUCAGCUGUUUACUCUGAUUUACUGCAUAUCAAUUGUGAUUAAACUGUAAAUAUUUCUUAAUCAAUAAACCUUUCCUAUG